Molecule: messenger RNA, 5288 nt
Organism: Drosophila miranda
Lineage: Eukaryota; Metazoa; Arthropoda; Insecta; Diptera; Drosophilidae
Gene: Vav
Product: protein vav
Exons: 11
Coding region: 456-3518 (1020 amino acids)
Biological process (GO): regulation of GTPase activity; cell migration
Cellular component (GO): cytoplasm
Molecular function (GO): guanyl-nucleotide exchange factor activity; protein binding
Source: RefSeq, a predicted model, not a curated record
AAACAAAUUGGGCCCCCAUUUCUUGCAACACCCCCCACACUCCUCCGGGCGUUUUUUCAGCGACAGUCAAAAGAGAAACACACACAAAAAAAUUAACGCCAGCGCUCGAAAGAAAAAUGCAGUGAAGGAAAAUCUGUGCCAGUCCAUAGAGUACGCGUUUCGUUGUUAUCUAUCUAUCUGUCCGUCUUGUGUUUUUAAUGUAGUUUAUGCAGCAUCUCUGCUGCAUCUGUGUAAUCAGUAAUCUGUCCAGGAAAAACGAUGGCCCACGGAUGAGCCCCAAUUGGUUUUAUUAACGCAACGAAAUUUAUGCGCGCGCCUGCCAUUGCGACUCCCGCAGUCGAGGCCCCCCAGCAGCAGCAUAAGCAGCACCCACACACACGCCCAAGUCCGAGGUCAACUCCCACCCAAUCUCCGCGUGCCUCCGCCCACAAAAUUGGUCGCCCUCAAUAUUGCAAAUGGCAUCAAACAACAAUAACAGCAGCUUUGGCAGCUCUCUUGGCAGCGGUAUCGCCGCUGUCAAUGCAGAUCUAUGGCGCGAAUGCGUCGCCUGGCUAACAAGAUGCAAAAUCAUACCGCCCGACCACAAGGCCGCCCUGCCCGACGCCGAGAUCCGUAUACUGGCCAUGACGCUGCGGGAUGGCGUCCUGUUGUGCAAUUUGGUGAUCCAUCUGGAUCCGAGCAGCAUGGAUCCGCGGGAAUUCAAUCGCAAGCCACAAAUGGCCCAGUUUCUGUGCAGCAAGAACAUCAAGCUCUUCCUGGAUGUCUGUCACAAUAAUUUUGGUAUACGCGAUGCGGAUCUGUUUGAGCCCACCAUGCUCUACGAUCUGACCAACUUCCAUCGGGUGCUGAUCACGCUCUCAAAGCUGUCGCAGUGUCGCAAGGUGCAGCAGCUCCAUCCGGAUCUAGUCGGUUUCAACCUUCUGCUAUCGCCCAGCGAGCGUUCCCAUUCGGAUGAGGCCAUCUACAAGGAUCUGCACUCCACUGAAAUGCGAAAAACAAACAGCAUCGAUGCCGCCGUCGUGCCUGCAUCAUCCGCCGCCACCAUCGCCAGGGAAGGAUUCUACGCACGGACUUUGAAGAGCGGCUCUGGGUCCGUGUCGGUGGAGGAUGAGAAUAGCGAUAUAACCAUUGAGAAUGGCACCGAGGACAACGAUAUUGAUGAUAUGGACGACAUCGGCGAUGGGACCAUGGAUAAUGACUCGGGCAGUGGCGGCAGCGGCAGUGGCGAUGGCGGUGGCAAUGGUUCCAUGAAAACCCUCUCCUUUGACCUCUCGCUGGACGACACUGCCUCGCUUGAGGGCGUGCCUCUGGCCACAGUCGCCUCACCGCCGGAAACCCUGGCGCCCACACGCACCACUGCUGCCCUCCUGCGGGAGGCACCGAAGCCAAGCACCUCGGAGGCUGCUGCCGAGGCAUUUGCAUCGAAUGCAUCGUUUUGUGCAUCGACACUGUCGCUGUUGCAUGCCUCCAACUCGUCGCUAUUCAUCAACGAGAGCCAGUGGCUGCAGAAGGCCGCUGCCGCUGUCUACAAUUAUCGGUCAUGUCCGUCGACUAGCUCCUCGGAGCAUGAGUACUCGUACAUCUACAGCGAGGACGACGAGAAGGUCUACGAGGAUCUGUGCUAUGUCACCUUCCAAACGAAGCCAAAACCAGAGGUUACCACCGACAAUAUUGCAUGCAAUGGAACCGGUUACGAUCACACCAACACAAAAGAAGAGGAGGUCUACCAAGACUUGUGCGCCCUGCACAGGACGAGUAGAAGCCAGACAGCCUCAUCGACCAGCUUCGAGCAGCGCGACUACGUGAUACGGGAGCUAAUCGACACAGAGUCCAACUAUCUGGAUGUUCUCAAUGCCCUUAAGUUGAAGUUUAUGGGUCCGUUGGAACGGCAUCUCAACCAGGACGAGCUGCGGCUAAUAUUUCCCCGAAUUAGGGAGCUGGCCGACAUUCACACGAGAUUCCUGGAUAGACUGAGAGAAGCCCUAUCGCCCAGCACCAAGCUGAGGAUGGCCCAGGUAUUCAUGGAUUUCCGUGAGCCAUUCCUCAUCUACGGCGAGUACUGCAGCUGCCUGUUGGGCGCCAUCGACUAUCUGGCGGAUGUGUGCAAGAAGAAUCAGAUCAUCGACCAGCUGGUGCAGAAAUGCGAGCGCGAGUACAAUGUGGGAAAGCUGCAGUUGCGCGACAUACUGUCGGUGCCCAUGCAGCGCAUCCUAAAGUACCAUCUGUUGCUGGACAAGCUCGUGAAGGAGACGGCGCCACAGCACGAGGACUACCGCUCGCUGGAGCGGGCCAAGGAGGCCAUGAUCGAUGUGUCGCAGUACAUUAAUGAGGUGAAGCGCGACUCUGACCAUCUGGUUAUCAUACAGAAGGUGAAGGACAGCAUAUUCGAUCUGCAUCUGCUCCAGAAUGGCAACGAUCUGCUCCAGUACGGACGCCUCCUCCUCGAUGGGGAGCUGCACAUCAAGGCCCACGAGGAUCAAAAGACCAAGCUCCGGUAUGCCUUUGUCUUUGACAAGAUUCUCAUCAUGGUCAAGUCGUUGCACAUCAAAACGGGGGACAUGCAGUACACAUAUCGCGACUCGCACAACCUGGCCGACUACCGCGUGGAGCAGAGUCACUCGCGACGCACCCUCGGCCGGGAUACGCGCUUCAAGUACCAGCUUCUGUUGGCCCGCAAAUCGGGCAAGACGGCCUUCACGCUGUAUCUCAAGUCGGAGCAUGAGCGGGACAAGUGGCGCAAGGCUCUCACCGAGGCAAUGGAGAGUCUUGACCCUCCUGGCUGCCGCAAUACGGAUCACAAAAUGGAAAUCUUCACAUUCGAUACACCAACAUCAUGCCGGCACUGCUCCAAGUUCUUGAAGGGUCGCAUCCAUCAGGGCUACCGCUGCAAGGUGUGCCUCAUAGCCGUCCACAAGGGCUGCAUCUCGUCGACGGGUCGUUGCAAGCAGAAUCCCAUAACCCAACCGCCGCCCGUCUGCGAUCGCCAGCUAACGGAGUUCAAUUGGUUUGUGGGCAACAUGGAUCGCGAGACGGCGGCCAAUCGUCUGGAGAAUCGACGCAUUGGCACGUAUUUGCUGCGGGUACGCCCUCAGGGGCCAUCGACGGCCCAUGAGACGAUGUAUGCCCUGAGCCUAAAAACCGAUGAUCAUGUGAUUAAACAUAUGAAAAUCAAUCAGGAGAUUGGCACAGAGGGCAUGCUCUAUUGCCUGUCGACACGUAGACAUUUCAAGACCAUUGUCGAGCUGGUUUCCUACUAUGAAAGAAACGAUCUAGGCGAGAAUUUCGCGGGAUUAAAUACAUUGUUGCAGUGGCCAUAUCGUGAGGUAAUAGCCACUGCCCUGUACGAUUACGAACCGAAGCCAGGGAGCAAUCAAUUGCAGCUGCGCACCGACUGCCAGAUAUUGGUUAUUGGCAAAGAUGGGGACAGCAAGGGCUGGUGGCGUGGAAAGAUUGGUGAUACAGUUGGCUACUUUCCCAAGGAGUACGUGCAGGAGCAUUCCCCUAACGACGAGCUUUGAUAUUAUAAUUCGCUCAUCUACUUUGGUACACCCAAGGCCAUGUCGCCCCAAGAGGCAGCCAUUAAUGUAGUCGAAAUUGUAGCGCCAGCAGCUGUUGUUGUGCCGGCAGCCAUACUCCUGGAGGGUAUACCCUGCCUCACCAGCCUCACGACCACCACAACCGCCGCCGCUACCGGCACAACCACCAGCAGCAGCAACAGCAACAGCAACAACAGCAACAGCAGGUCCAGCCUCAACCAGUUCGUCAGAUAGAUACGGCAGCCACUGCAUCCUAGUUAAAUAUAUAUAUAUAUAUUCUAAUUAUACAAAUUGUUUUUAUGUUUAUGUUUAAAGUUGUAAUAUUUUUUUUUUUUUUUUUUUUGUUGUGUUGUUUUGUUUUUUCUCUGUAUAACGUACGAAACGAAACAUUUGUGCCAAACCACAGAACAAAUUACGAAACGAAGCGAAACAAAACGAAACGAAAAGCAUCUAAAACGAAAAAUAAUGUUUAUUAAAUGUUCUUAAAUGUGUGUGUAUAUUGCACAUAUAUAUAGGUAUAUAUGUAUUUGUGCAUGUGUGUAUAUUUUUAAGCUUAAAAAACUAAUUAAUUGCCUAAGUUUUAUUUAUGCACAAUACAAAAGGAAAACAAAAAAAGAAGCUUUAAAAAAUAUGGUAUAAUUUCAUACUAUAUACAAAAAAGUGCAUCACCUUAUAAAUCUAUCCAUUAUCUAUCUUAUAUAUAUAUAUAUAAUAGAUAUAUAAUGAUUGUAAACACACACACACAAAACGUACGCCAAAAGAGCUACAAAAAGAACAAUGCUGAAUGAUGAUGGAAGUAAAAGCUUUAGCAAUAUCAAUAUAUACGUCAUAUAUUUAUGAUCAUGGUGAUCGAUCCCCCCUACACACACACACACAAAGAAAGUGAAAAGUUUAGGCCAGCCAAUUUAUAUAGAUGUCUUAUAUACAAUUUAUAUAUUACUCAUUAUGUACCUACUACACUUAUAUACAUAUACAUAUAUUAGCCGAUGGUAAACAAUAUUUGCAAAAAAUACUACGGCUAAGCGGUCCACUCAACGAAUUCAACGAAAUUUUUGUGAGCAUUAUAACGAACGAACAUUAGGCUAUAAGACAGUCAGUAGGGCGCAUCUUGGUGUCUCUUUUAAAUACUAUUCUGUUGUCUACUGUCUGAUAAAAAUUGAUUGCAGGACCCCCUCCGCCACCCACCACAAACAUACAUACACCAUAUAUUGUAAUUGUCAAACCACAAGCAACUAGUGUUUUUAUCCGUUCAAAUGGCACAAAAAGGCACCCCAAAAUAUAAAGAAAACAGCGUAUAGUUGAUAAGACUCUCUCUAGCUAUAUACCUAAACAUCUAUCUUUGUAUUGGAUGCCUUAAAGACCCAUGAUUAUAAUGUAUUUUGUAUGGUUUCACAAAAUGUUAACAAUUCCAUAUAAUGCAUUUAAUAACCGACUUGUGCGCACGACUUGCACUACUGCUGUGCCAAUGCUUAACCCCAGCCUCUAUCCCUUUCCUUUUGAAACGCACGCAUCUAUCGAUCUAUAUCUAUAUCUCUUUUGGCAGCUACAAAAACUAGAGUUAAGAUAAAACAUAAAUGUUGUUCGCAAAUCGUAAUUGCUUCCAUGUUCUCUCUACUUAUGCCAAUGUGUAAAACGUAACCAAAUUGUGUCUGUGCUUUGUUUGUCUAAGAAUUCAAAACAGUCGAGGAGACUCUGAUUCCCCCGAAACCCUCUAAUGGAGACGCCCUAAUAAAGGAAAUUUUUGUGAAUGUA